This is a messenger RNA of Epinephelus moara (kelp grouper), 5876 nucleotides long. It is a transcript of the gene nhlrc2, whose product is annotated as NHL repeat containing 2. The record is from RefSeq and is a predicted model, not a curated record. The coding region runs from base 120 to 2279 and encodes 719 amino acids. Gene Ontology annotation, molecular function: protein binding. NCBI's taxonomy places the organism in Eukaryota, Metazoa, Chordata, Actinopteri, Perciformes, Serranidae. The transcript is spliced from 12 exons.
UCUAAAUAAAGCCCCCGGUGACGAAUAUAAUUUUAUCUUUUCGUUUUACUUUUGUGUCGAAAGCCGCGGUUUGAAUCUUCGUUGUGAGUUUACCUAGCAGGCUGCUUGUUGUUAGAAACAUGGCGUCCUACUGCAGCCUCUCCACCUUAUUUCCUAUCCAAACUCAGCUGGACUACGCCCUGGACGACGCCGCGACACAGCAAGAGAAGGAAAAUCUUGUCUACGAGUAUUUAAAAAAGCUAGACGAGAGAGAGGACCUGAAGAUACCCGAUUUCCAGACAGGCUUGGAAUGGCUCAACACGGAGGGGCCUCUGUCUUUAAACAAGGAGCUGGCUGGCAAAGUGGUGCUGCUGGACUUCUUUACUUACUGCUGCAUCAACUGCAUGCACAUCCUGCCCGACCUGCACCGGCUAGAGAAGACGCACUCUGUCAAAGAUGGAUUGGUUAUUGUUGGUGUGCACUCAGCUAAAUUCCCCAAUGAGAAGGUCCUGGACAACGUCCGCAGCGCUGUGCUCCGCUAUGACAUCUGCCACCCAGUCGUGAACGACAGUGAAGCACACCUGUGGCAUGAACUGGAGGUGUCCUGCUGGCCCACGCUGGUCCUACUGGGCCCACGUGGCAACCUGCUCUUCUCCCUGGUGGGUGAAGGCCACCGCGACAGGCUGAUGCUUUUCACUGACAGCGCCCUCCAUCACUAUGGGGAGCAGGGUCUCCUGAAAACACACCAAGUGGGGAUCAAGCUGUACCGAGACUCGCUGCCACCCAGCGUCCUGUCUUUUCCCGGGAAGGUGGCCGUAGACGACAGCAAGAAAAGACUGGCCAUAGCGGACACUGGGCAUCACCAGAUUCUGGUGGUGUCCACAACUGGACAGCUGUUAUAUGUCAUAGGAGGGCCUAAAAGUGGGAGACAAGAUGGCGACUUGUCCGAAGCUUCCUUUAACUCCCCUCAGGGUGUGGCCAUCAAAGGGGACAUUGUAUACGUGGCUGACACCGAAAACCACCUGAUCCGAAAGAUUGACCUGUCGGAGGGAAGAGUUAGCACUCUCGCCGGAGUUGGAGCUCAAGGCACGGACAAAGAGGGCGGCGCCAUGGGACCUCAGCAGCCCAUCAGCUCUCCUUGGGAUGUGACUCUUGGCACCGCCGGCGGUGAUGAAGAUAACGUGCUGUGGAUAGCCAUGGCAGGGACCCACCAGAUCUGGGCUUUGUUCCUGGCAGAUGGGAAACUGCCCAAAGGAAGUGAGUCCAAGGCAGGGACGUGCAUGCGAUGGGCAGGCAGCGGCAACGAGGAGAACCGAAACAACGCCUACCCCCACAAGGCUGGCUUUGCUCAGCCUUCAGGCCUGGCUCCAGCCCCAGAGGAGCCCUGGGGCUGCCUGUAUGUGGCCGACAGCGAAAGCAGCACCAUCCGCACGCUGGCACUGAAGGAUGGAGCCGUCAAGUUGCUGGUCGGGGGAGAGAGAGACCCCCUGAACCUUUUCGGUUUCGGAGAUAUAGAUGGGAAAGGGGUGGACGCCAAGCUGCAGCAUCCUCUCGGCGUCGCCUGGGCUCCCGAACAAAGCCUGCUCUAUGUGGCCGACUCCUACAACCACAAGAUCAAGGUGGUGGAUCCAAAGGGAAAGCAGUGUAGCACAUUAGCAGGGACUGGAGAGGCUGGAGACAUUCUCGGCCCUGAGUUUAAUAAAUCCUGCUUCAAUGAACCCGGAGGACUCUGUGUUGGCAACAAUGGCAAGCUUCUCUACGUGGCCGAUACCAACAACCACCAAAUCAAAGUGCUGGACCUGUCCUCCAAGACUGUUUCACUGUUCCCCAUCUCCACGGAGUGCGUAGACGCGGUACCUUCAAAGCCUUUGUUGCCCAUCAAAGCCCCCACGCUGCCUAAAUCAGCCGCCAGGAAAGAAAUGCCACCAGUGGCAGUGUCAGCAGGCCAGACUCUCGUCAUGUCGCUCACACUGUCGCUUCCAGAAGGAACCAAACUUACAGAAGAGGCCCCCAGCUGCUGGGCUCUCUCAGCCGAGGGUAACGAAUGGCUGCUAGAAAGUCCGGUGGUCACUGGCGACAUCAUGGAUCUGUCGAAGCCCCUCUCCAUCUCAACCAAACUUCCAGCUACUAUGAAGGACUUAAAUGGCAACCCAAGCCUCACUCUGGGUGUAUGGGUAUACUACUGUAUGGAAGCAGGUAAAGCCUGUACAAUGAAAGCAGCCUCCUUCACCCAGCCUCUUCAAAUAAGUGCCAGUCAUGGAGAGGAAGAAAUCACUGUGGCAUUGGCUCAUGCCUUCUGAAACCUCUUAACCUGUCUGAGUCACAGCAGGCGCAGAAUCAACACCCUCUUUUACUUCUCAGCUCUGCUCCUGUUUUGUUCUGGAAGAAGCUAAUUUUUCCUGUGACUGGCUCUUUGAGAAAAAUGCAUUUCAUACAAAUCUGAUUUUCAGGGGAAUUUCAUUUCAAACUACUCAGAAGCCCCCUCCAUGAAACAUCAGCGCCAUAAUGUCCUGCACGUGACAGUUAUUCAUGGGAAUGUAACCGUUACAUCCCCAGGCAUGUUUUAAAGGAUGAACAGCCUGAAAAAUCUGUAUCCAUGUGAUAGUAUAUUUAUGCAACAAAUUCCUACAAGGACAGGCUGUACUGUGUAAUUUAGGGGGUACUAUUUCCACUCAGUGUUACCUUAUUUUAAAACAGUGCCGCAGGACUAAAUCAGUGCUGCAAAAUAAAAGAUAUUCUGAGGAUUUUAAUGAGAAACUUAUUUUGAUUAUCUAAUUGGCAGGUGGUGGUGCUGGUGUCAGUGGUGGGUAGAUGAAUAAACAGAGUCUCUGUCAUUUAAUGAUGUUGUGGAGGAUCCAAACUACUUUAAAACAUUGAAAACAAAGUAAAAGCAGAAACUCUGAUGAGCUUUAUAUUUUCACCUUCACUGCCAGACAGAUGUGAAUCUCAAAGACGAGACUGUUUACAUUCAGAUGUUGUGAGCAGAGUCUUUUUUUUUUUGACCUCCGAGAAGUAAUUAUUGAACAGUUUAUGCUUUUGAAAAAUUAGUGAAAGACUUCUGUGUGUGUUUGAAACCAUUUCUCAGAAACACUAACUUUGUUUCUGUCAGUCCCAUGAGUAAUUAAAUUGUAGGAAUUUGAAAAAAAUGGAUGUUUAAUGGAGCUGAUAUUUGAUUUAGACUCACAGAAAGCGGUUUUAUUCUGCGUUUCCUCACUCAAGCAUUGCUUCUGAAUGCUAAUAUUGAGUUACGGUCAAUUUCUCAAUAAUAUGAUCUUGGAAUCCCAAGAGGCUUUCACAGGAAUUAUUUAGAUAGGAGGAUAUAAUCUAAAACCUUUUCUUUAAAGGUAUACUAUGCAGGAAUUGUCAGUACUGUUUGCAGAGACAUUCAAACUGGGCCCCUCCUCCCUGUACUACCUGCACGUACCAUGGAUGUGUGAGACAAAUGGAUGUAGUGUUGGAGGUGGGGCCCAGUCAUUCAUAUGAAAGUUGGCGCAUGACACCAAAAAAACUAAAUUUCUGUGGUAUGAAAUUACAUGAAUCUUCUGCAUAAUUGGGCCCAUAGAACUUCUGGUUUAGCCCUCCAAUAACUUGGUGAUGAAGUGAUUUAAUUGUGCGGCUUUCUUGUAGUUUAGAAAUGUUAUUGGACGAAAUGGAUCAAAUCCCAGUAAUAAAACAAGUCAUUUAGUGGGGGUUGUGAUGCUCAAAAAACAUAUCCACUGCAUCACAUGAUGGACCCAGAUGUUGUAAUUCCACAUUUGGCCACUAUGUCAAAUAGGCUUCAAAGCGUGACACUGUUCCUGGAGGCUUGGAACGUACACUGCAAGCUGCUGUACUAUUGAACCAACGUUACAUUGUUGUAAUUAAAAAGGCGAUUCUUUAGCAAGCUAACUGAGCUAACCGCUGGCGCUGACAUGUCAAUCUUCAUUUUGUUCUUCAGUGCUCGUCAGUGAAAGUGAAAGCCAACCCCAGAUUCACCCUCGUUUUCAAGCAGGUUUUGUCCACUUGGCGUUCACCUCAAUAUUUCUGUGUUUGGUCUGCGUCUGUCUGUGAUUUUCUUUCAAUAUAGCACCUGAUCGGUACCUUGUAAAGUCCAGACCUUACCUGCGUACUGUUAUUGGCUGGGGGUUACACACCAAUGCUCAAAGGUCGCAGCCAUGAAGCUUCCUCAACUACAGCUGCAAAAAUAAUCCAAUUCAUUUAUUAGUUGUCAAAUAUAGAGUUGAUUGCGGGGUGUGCCACACGGGUUUGAAUCCAUCCCACAGCCCUUUGCUCUCUGUUUCCCAUAUCAUGUCAGUCUAUCUAUCCUCUCUAAUAAAGGCAAAAAAGCUAAAAAAAAAAUAAUGUUACAUCAAUCACUAACUAAUUUGCUAAUCAAUAACUUAGUUUGAUUAAUUAAGAAUUAAGGAAAAAACUUAAAAUCCUUUGCUUCCAGCUUCUGUAAAUAUAUUUAUUUUUUACUCCUCUGUGACAGUAAACUGAAUCUUUUUUUGGAUUAUGGACAAGACUAGACAUUUGAAGAUGUUAUCUUGUGCUUUGAAAAACACUGAUUGACAAUUUUCACCAUUUUCUCACCAGUUUAUAGAUCAGCUAUGGAUUAUUCGUGAAAAUAAUGGGCAGUAAAAAUAAUGAUUAGUUGCAGCCUUAUCCUGAACACAGCAACAUGAGAGAAAAAUGAGAAGAUACAUGCAGAUAAAUAUAAUGCCACGCACGUCUUCUGGGUCAAAAGUGAUGAUUGAGAGGGAUUACCAGGGAUUGUAUGAUUGUUUUUUUACAGAAAAUCCUGCAUAGUAUAUCUUUAAUCUCGUCCCAGCAAAAGAAAUAAUAAAAGGACAUAAAUUAAAUGUAUGUCUUGAGAGGCUGAUGAGACGUUAUCAAUGCAGAGUCUCACUAAUAUGUUACAGACUCCAGUGUACUAAAUCACAGCUUCACUUUGUGCUCUUCAAAAUAAUAUAUUACCAUGUAUAUGUUUGCUUUAGUUUACAGUCGGUGUGCUUGGAUGGUGCUUUCAGGUACACCAAUCGAGCUUUCAUAAAUAUUUGUCUACAUACUGUGUUUCACCAGUCUCAAGUUGUUUACAGAGUUCAUGCUUGCAGCUCGGAGCUGUGUUCUGUGUCUCCACUCGCUGUAUGACUGAUUAUACUUUUGAUUAAGAUUAUUCACGACACAAGGAGCCCUUUUGAUUCACGCGGCAAAGUACCACCGUUAUCUAAGUCAUGAAUAAAGUGCCUGUUUUCGAUAGGGGGGGCAGCCGCUUGUGACCUGAUGACACCGAGCGACUGCAGCUUGUGUGCAUCUUAUUAAAAUCUCUCCAACAAGCAUUUACACGCUCCAUCUCUGCUCCACAAAGAGAACAUAAUAAAAAGAGUUGCUCUAAUAAUGUUACCAUAAUACGCUGUGUAUUAUGUUAUGAAACAUGCAAUAAUAUGCUAAUGUGUUAAUGUCGUUUUCUUUUAUUGGUUUCCAAAGUGUUGAGCUGUUGUCAUAAAUGGGUCUGAGAGUGUUUCGACUGUUAUCACGUCUCGCAACAUAUUUGUGCAUGUCAGUUUUUAUUUGGUUUGGAGCACUCGGCCCAAGUGCCUUGCAACAAGGGGUGUUACUGUACGGAUGGCGUGGAUGUGAUGACACAUAAACGGCAUCAAAAGCAAUAACAAUAUAUUUCUGUAAUGGGAGGAAUGUUUUAUUCCCACAAGAUAUUUAUUUCCAAUGAACUGCAAAGCUUUGCCAGCAUGUUUUCUCAGCUUUGAUAUCCCUCUGGCGUUUUUUAAUGAGCAGUAAUGAGCUCGCUGGUGGGCAUUAAGUUCCCUGAUAUUGUUUUCUCACUUGAUUUCUCCAUCUUCUCUCUCAGUGCUGCACUUUAAAAUGCAACAGAGUAAACUAAUAAAGCAUUUUUAUCUAAG